Cydia splendana is the source of this 1360-nucleotide messenger RNA. RefSeq names its product bromodomain-containing protein 4-like. The coding region runs from base 74 to 1360 and encodes 428 amino acids. Gene Ontology annotation, cellular component: NuA4 histone acetyltransferase complex; nucleus. NCBI's taxonomy places the organism in Eukaryota, Metazoa, Arthropoda, Insecta, Lepidoptera, Tortricidae. Gene Ontology annotation, molecular function: zinc ion binding; protein binding. The record is from RefSeq and is a predicted model, not a curated record. The transcript has 8 exons.
AUUGCGUUCAAUUCCAUUAUUGUGUUUAAUGUGUUAAUAACAUAAAUUUACUGAAAUCUUGAUUGUUUUUAAAAUGUACGAGAGUGGAGUCAAUUCUGAAGAACCUGUUAAUUAUAAUUUAUUAUUUUGUCACGCUUGCCUCAGCUCUAAUAGAACGUUAACUCCGGUUGGAGACUACAUCAAUAUUUAUCUCAAAAUUUGCGAUAAUUCACGAAUGAACUUGACUUCACAAGUAAAUGUCUGCUGGGAGUGCCUGGCGCUGCUCAGGAAGGUGCAGGCCUUCAGGAGGAAGGUUGAGAAUGCCCAGAAGAUUCUGGACUAUUGCGUCAGACAGCAAACUCCACUAGAAGACAAUCUCUCCAAUCUGACUCUCUCUAGCAUUGAGACAACCACAUUUGACUUCCCAGUCAUAGAUGAAGAGAAUGACUACGAAAACUAUCUGGAGAACAACAUUAAAACAACAGAAUACAGUGAUUUGGACAAAAGUUUGAGAACAGAAUUAUACACAGACAAGUCUGAUUUGAGGCAUGAGGACUCAUACAAUGAACUAAUGUUUAAAAUAGAGGAUGUGAGAGGGCAGUGUGACAUACUACAUGUGCCUAUGUUGGAUUUGUCAGCGAGUUCGGGCGAGGUAAAAGUUAAAAUAGAACACCUGGAUUCCCCGGAAGGCGAGGAAGAGAGGCAGCAUCGCCGGUGGCAACGCUCCGCCAUGCUGGUCUAUAAGAGGAUAUGCAGUCACCGCUACGCUCAGCACUUCCUGCGGCCCGUGACGGACGACCUGGCGCCGCUCUACAGCCGCAUCAUACGCCGGCCCACAGACCUCUCCACCAUCAGAAGGAGGAUCAAAGAUGGCGUCAUCAGGACGACGGCGGAGUUCACACGCGCGUUACUGCUGAUGUUUUCCAACGCGCUGAUGUACAAUAGCAGCCAUCACUUCAUCUAUCAAAUGACGCUGGAAUUUCGGGAAGAGACGCUCCGUGAGCUGUCACUACUGAUGUCAGCGGAGGAGGAGGCGGGUGCGGAGUGCCCGCUCGCGCGACUCCUGCGCCGCCCCGCGCCGCUCCCCCCACCCACCGCACCCCCGCCACGCCUCAAGCACGUGCACGCGCGGCGGAGAGCUUCCGUGCUAGACCCACCACAACACGAGCACAUCAAACCACCUGCGGCACCGCGUGCUCGCCGGGCCUCCGUAUACGAAGCACCGCCGGCUGCACCGCGCACCCGCCGGGCCUCCGUGUACGAACCAGCGGACCCCAAGCCCACGGAGCCCCGAAAACGAACCAAGUGGGACUGGCCCAGCAUAGAAGACGAAUAUCUAAUAGCCAAGAAAUACAAAAAUAGUGUUGCUGUGUUACUAUAG